This is a messenger RNA of Macadamia integrifolia, 4530 nucleotides long. Its product is annotated as non-functional pseudokinase ZED1-like. Bases 275 to 1450 code for a protein of 391 amino acids. Gene Ontology annotation, biological process: cell surface receptor signaling pathway; protein phosphorylation. The transcript is spliced from 2 exons. Gene Ontology annotation, cellular component: plasma membrane. Gene Ontology annotation, molecular function: protein serine/threonine kinase activity; ATP binding. NCBI's taxonomy places the organism in Eukaryota, Viridiplantae, Streptophyta, Magnoliopsida, Proteales, Proteaceae. The record is from RefSeq and is a predicted model, not a curated record.
UCGGCUUUAACCGUUCCCGAGUUUUAGAACGUUGGUGGCCUGUUGUUCUUCUUCGUCUUCAAAAGUGAGAUCUAAUCUAUGAGCAUUCAGAAACAGAUCCGAGUGCUCUUGUUCUCUCGUUAAGUCGUUAUUGAUUUUCUUCUUCUUACUGUUGUUGAUCUUCAACUCGUCCUUGCAAACGCGUUCUUUGAUUGCUUCCAUUCUUUUCUUUCUUCAGAUGAGGAUUAUUUUGACAGGAGUUGCGGGUUAAAUUCAGUCUCCCUCACAAGCAAGCAUGUGGUCAUGCUUUAAAUUACCCAACAAUGGAAGAAACCGAACAGAAAAUGAAUCUAGAACAAGACUUGAGAAGAAAGACCCAGAACAGGAACAAUUUAGAUUCUUAAAGGGAAGAACAGAAGAGGAAUCAUUAAUGUUGGAAAAUGGAGGUCGGAUAUCAGAAGAGCUAAUCUCUUCCUUUGGUGGCAAAUCAACUCUCUUUCGUACCUUCUCCAAGCAAGAACUCCAGAUUGCAACCAACAAUUAUCCUCAAGACGGAGUUCUUCACAGUGAUUUGACCUAUAAAUUGUAUAAAGGAACCCUAGAAAAUCGUGAAAUUUCGGUCAAGAGGUUUACUGAAGUUGAUGCUGAGAGAUAUAUUCACUGGUAUAUAAAUGAAUUCGCAGUCGCAUCUCAGAUGAAUCAUCACAAGCAUGUUUUGAAACUUUUGGGUUGUUGCUUAGAGACCCAAGUUCCUACACUGGUGUAUGAAUUUGCAGAGAAUGGAGAUCUGUCUGAUCAUAUUUACGAGAAAUUGGAGCUCCCUUCGAAGCAUCAUUCACCAUUAACGUGGGAUAACAGGUUAAGGAUUGCGACUGAGGUAGCAGAUGCGAUAACCUAUCUCCACACAGGUACUUCUAAGCCCAUCAUCCACAGGGAAAUCAAACCCAGAAAUAUUUUCUUAGGUAAAAACUUUGCUGCAAAACUAUUUGAAUUUGGGCUCUCCAUUUCAAUUCCGUUGGGUGAAACACAUGUAGAAUCAGAGGUUGUUGGGUCUAUUGGGUUCAUUGAUCCUGAAGCUGUCUCCACUGGGAGGUUUACAGAGAAGAGCGAUGUUUAUAGUUUUGGGGGUGUAUUGCUUGAAAUUUUGACAGGUAGGAGGGUUCGUCAUAUAUUCGAGGAGGUGUUUGAGGGUGUGCCAGGAUCUUACCAGGCUGAACAAUUGAUGAAUUUAAAGGAUUCCAAAUAUACUGUUAUGGACCAUGAAAAUGAUCUCGAAAGGUACUUAAAGAGAAAUAUUUUGAAGGAAAAAAACAGAGAGCAGUUAAUGGCAUGUGCAGAGCUUGCUCUGAAAUGUGUCAAAGUGAAUCCUGAGGAAAGGCCUACUAUGAUGGAAGUGGCAUAUGAGCUCAGAAGAAUCAAAGGAACUUUCUUUGAUUUGGUUUCUUUAGCCCUAGCAGAACACACAAAAUAGCUGCAGGUGAUCAGAUGUUUAAUGGGUCUACUAUGAUGGAAGUGAUAUAUGACCUCAGAAGAAUUAAAGGUAUUCAACCCACUACACAAUGAUAGCCUGUGAGAAUAGAUUGAAAAAUAGUGUGGCUUUUCCAUUCAUGUUCGUGUCCAAGCCUCCAAGGCAAGUAAAACAGAUAUUUGAUCUUUGUUCGUGCAGAAAUCUUUGUAUGAUUCAUAUGCUAAUGUUUCUUCUUUUACUUGUACUUAGGUUCUUAUCCUUGGUGGUAAUUGGUAUGUGUUCUUGUUGAUUGUUUUGUUUUCCUUUUCACAAGUUCCAAGGCCUUAUCUAUAUAAUUUGCCACCUUUAAUUUGAUGCCAAAGAAUUUUUAAGUGAUUUACAACAAGUAAAGCAAUCAAAUUAUGCUUUUACUGAGUAGUUGGUUAUCAUCAGUAUAAUCUAAAAGUUUCUUAAAUAAUGUUGUAACUUCCUGACAAUCAGAACAAUGUACCUUCAUCAUUGAAGACCCAUUUGUUAAUGGCUGUUGAUCAAUUGAUAUGGACAAGUGGACAACAAAAGAAAUAAUCUUGUCGUUCAAAUAUAUAUUUUUACCAAUAUAGUGGUUAAACUGAAUAAUAUGCAAUUCAUCAAUGCUAUCAUGAUACUUUAAUACAUAAAUCCCCGUAAGUAGCUCAAAAACUGUUUUCUGUCAACAUGUGAUAGCUUGUACAUUUUAAAUGUACAGCAUAUCCCUAAUGUAGACUAGGAUAGAGAGUCUAACCAAGUCUCAACUGCAGGAACUUUUAAUCAAAGAACAACCAAUAACAGCUAAUAUAAGACAAUAAUUCCACAAACCAGAAAUAAUGAAGAAGGAUUUCUCAGUAGUCAGAUCGAUCUCCAAAACUGAUACUUUAUCAAUUCAGAUGACAGAGCAGCAACUAGGACUAAUUCAGACACAACAAUAAGUCCCAAACACAGCCCAACCAGAAUAACAAUCACAGAAACACUGGAACAGAAAGGACCCUAUCGGUUCUGUCUUCUGUUCAGAAAUUUACUACAGGAAAAAAAAAACAAUAGAGAUUUUAAAUAACCAGAGAUUGGCUGACCAGAAUAGGCUCCAGGUUGGAUCGAGUUUCACCUUGGUAGAGGGGAAGACUCAACCAAAGAUUCAGCCACAACCGAGGCUUCUAGCAGCUACAGGGGCAGGGCCGAUUGUACAGAUUAGGGUAAUUUUCUGGGCAGAAUUUGAAGAAUAAAUACCUGAUCUGUAUAGCAGUGUUAAAGCCCUUAAACCACCUUAAAUACUUUAGAAACGAUAAGGGAGAUAGCUUGUAGAAACCUCUUGGACUUCACGCCGCAAAGAGUCAGUGGAUCAAACACCAGUCCACCACUUUGAUCACACACAAAGCAAACUCAUAAGUGCGAACAACAACAUAGCUUUUUUCAUUCAUAAAUCGUGGCCUGUAGUGUGAGAGCCCUCCUUUAUUUAUAAUAGUGAUGGUGGUGAUUACAACUUAGAAACUCCAAAGUUACUAAAAAAACUGAAAUAGGAAACUACUAAAAUCUAGUUACUAAAACAGGAACUAGAAACUAGGAAAUAAAACAACUGAAAUUAGAACUAAAUAGUGCUGAAUAUUUAGAAACUAAAUAACCCCAUCACAGCCCAAACCGUGGGCCUAUAGGCUAGAUCUGGUCGACCUCUACUAGCCACUGUCGACCCUCUUCUUCCUCCUUGAAUAUGUCUUCAAUUCUGCAUCAAUCCCUCUGGGCAAAGGAAAAAAAUCAAUUAGUACCAAUUCAUAGUGAAAUGUCUAAAAAUCAGAGAAUGAGAAGAAAUACACAACUUAGCUCUUUAGAUAUUAUACAUUGAACUUUCUGGAAAAGAAAAUAAAUAAAUCAUUGGUGAAAAGAUUCAUUUUUUUACUAAAAGCCGUUAGUAUCAUAUACUUAGAACAGAUAGAAUUGAUAUCCAUAGGACCAUAAGUAAUUCUUAUUGCUACAUGCAAGCGCAUAUGUUGCAUAAGAUAACAAGUUUGGUAUUGGACACUAUUGAUAGCAUCUACCUCUUACAAGAGCAUUGUUAUCAAACAUUUUCACCAUUGUGGUCUACUCAAAGCAAACCAAGAUUAGCCCUCACCUCCAUACUACUUGUCUUCAAUAUAAAAAUGAUCAUGAAAUUACAAUAAUGACCAUUUCUUAGAAGAAUGACAUAUGGCAGUUUAGAAAGUUCCAUAUUUCUAUAAAGCUGUCAUCUCCUAAUCUGAGUUGAGAGUUGAUGAGACCCAUUGCUUGGUCCUAUGUUUCUUUACGCAGAAUGAAUUAUGCAUGACUUGCUUUUUUAGUUUCUUCAUGAUUACAUUAAAAUGGACAUCACCUUGAGCUUACCUUAAGCAAGAAAAAGUGGAAAAGGUAAAAAAACUCUUAGUUCAUUGUACCAGAAUCAUCCAAGCACAGAUUGUAGUCUGACAGCUUUCUUUUUUAUCUUACAUAUCCUCGUGAUGCUGUUCAGACUUCGUUCAUUUUAGACAUUAUUGUGGAUAAUGUUGUGUUCUUGUUCUGAGACCAUUUGUUUCCAUCUGAAAGAAAAAUUAUCUCUGGAGGUCUCCUCAUGGCAUUUUUCUGUUGGUUAAAUUGAUAUUUUACCCUUCUUGUAAUAUACAAGUUAGUUACUCCAAAACUGGACAUAUUACAUCCUCUCUUCCCAUCUCCCACCCCUAAAAAAAGAGGAUCUUGUCUUCAGUACAAUAGCGUGGUUCAUCUCAAAGAAGUGGAAUGGCAUGAACAGAGAUCAUGGGCCUGUCAACAAGUCUCUUCAUUUGAAACAUCGUUAGAGAGAUCUUAAAGUGGAAGUUUCUAUUUAGGUCAGAGUACCAAAGGUCAGAUGUUUCUGGGUUAAAACUUAUGGUGUGCUAAAAAUAAAAUAAAAUCUUCCAGCUCAUUAACUUGGACUGUUAUUGUAUCUGUUUGUUCAUUUGAACAAGAACAAGCUAUGAUAUCUAGGCUGUUGAGUGGAAGCCUUCCCUGAUUUUAGAGUUGUGUAGCAGCCUCAGAACAAAGAAGUUAGGAGGGUUCAUAAUCUAACAAAUUGAACAAUGGAACUGGAA